AUGUGGUUGUGGGCGCUACUUCCACUGAGCCUGGCCGUGUUUGGCACAGCUGGUAUUUGGAUAGUAUAUGCAAUAUCUGUGUCUAAUGGUACGGUCAACAUCACAGAGAGAUUCCCAUACAUCAGCGAGUGUGGCAGUUAUCCACCUCAGAGCACUUUCUUUUCUCAGUACUGCAACAUCUGCGCUUUCCUAGGGCUGUGGAUUGUGGCGCUCCGGUUCCAGCAGGUCCGGGAUUAUGCGGACCAUGGGAAAGCCAACACUCUGAGUGCGGUUUUAGGAUUCCUCUCAUGUGUCGGUGUCUCGGUUCUUGGCAAUUUUCAGCAGUCCGUUCAGAGAGUGGUGCACCUGGUGGGGGCUUUCACGGCCUUCUUCCUGGGAGUGGGCUACUUCUGGGUGCAGCUGUUUCUGAUGUACCAGGCCAAGCCUUCACACGACCGGCACUGGGUGGGUCCCUGCAGGGCCUUGUGCUGCGCCCUCCGCACCAUACUGGUCAUCACGAUGGUGGUGCUGGCGCGCACUGGGCACCGCUCUGCUGCAGCCCUGUGUGAGUGGGCCUUGGUGAUGCUCUUCUUCUGUCUCUUUGGUUUGUUUGGAGCAGAGUUCAGGCACAUGGACUGUCACCAGCUCAAAGUGCAGAGACACGUCCUCCAGAGCCACUGCAGUCCGGUGUCUGUGGUCUCCAACCACCACCUCACACCUGUGCACGUCCGCUGA
This is a messenger RNA of Knipowitschia caucasica, 714 nucleotides long. The record is from the annotation of a GenBank genome assembly. NCBI's taxonomy places the organism in Eukaryota, Metazoa, Chordata, Actinopteri, Gobiiformes, Gobiidae.